Chara braunii is the source of this 814-nucleotide messenger RNA. The record is from the annotation of a GenBank genome assembly. Lineage: Eukaryota; Viridiplantae; Streptophyta; Charophyceae; Charales; Characeae.
GCUUUUAUCAGCCCUCCUAUCUGCUGUCGUGGGUUUGAUUAAAAAUAAAAAAUAAAGAAAAAAUGCCGCAAGCGAAUGCGGUGGGAAUUGGGGCUGACAACAACACCAACGACAACAACAAUGAUGGCGGCUGUGACGACGAUGGCGGCAGUGACGACAAUGGCAACAGCAGCAACAACAACAACAAUAACAACGACUACAGCGGCAGCGACGCCCACGGCAGCAGCAGGGUUGAGAGCGGUGUCUGGGCAUCUCAGAUCAUCAUCAGCAUGAUGGGAGAGAUGCCGCAAGCAGACGUGGUGGGCAUUGGGGAUGCCAACAACAACAACAACAACGAUGAUGGCGGCAGCGACGACCACGGCGGCAGCAACGGUCAAGGCAGCAGCGGGGCAGAGAGCAUCAGCAUGAUGGGAGAGAUGCCGCAAGCAGACGUGGUGGGCAUUGGGGAUGCCAACAACAACAACAACAACGAUGAUGGCGGCAGCGACGACCACGGCGGCAGCAACGGUCAAGGCAGCAGCGGGGCAGAGAGCAUCAGCAUGAUGGGAGAGAUGCCGCAUGCUGACGUGGUGGGGAUUGGGGUUGAUAUGGAUAAGAGGCUUACCAUCUCCCCCCCCUUCCCCCCCUUCAACCCCGUUGUCUGGCUGAGGAUAGGAGUAGGAUAGUCGAUGUUGAUUGGGUUGCCAGGCCUGCAAUAUCAAUCAACAACGGAGUGCUGAUCGUCCCGUGGGAUGGAGGUGGGCUGGUUAGGGACUAAUAUGCAGGUGGUCAAUCCUUCCCUUGUGCAGGGAAGUAAUCAAUGCCCCUGCUCUCU